GUACUUGUCGACUAGCAUAGUUAAUUACGUAAUCAUUGAAAGGAAACGAGAAGAGUACAACGAUGACGUUUUUACGUACUUGUUCGUCCCGCGCAAAAACAAAGGUAUAAUUGGCUUUGUCUCGACUAUAUCUGAUUCGAGAAAGAUGGAACCAUGCAUCCACUGAAUACCUAAUGAAAAAAUAAAUAACGUUAUUUAGAGCGAUGGCUACGUUUGCAAAUAUCUCGAUCCUAAGACUGAGCAUUGUGAUCUUUCUCUGCGACUAUGCGACGAGUUUGAUUAUACCGGAAGAACUUCCUACGAUACUUUCGCUAAUUUAUUCGAACAUACCGCCAAUAAAAAAAGGAACGGACUCGAGACUAGGCGUUGGUUUCCGGCUUGGUGAACAUGCCGAUUUUCAAAUUCUCUUUGAAUUGGGACCUCAAACUGAUACCGAUCCAAUCGGUACCAACGAAUCCAAAAAGAGAAGAGACGCGAUGUACAUGGCUGCGAUGAAGGGAGAAUUAGGCCCUUUGGCACAGGCUAUCGCGAAAUAUCAAACCGAACGUAAGAUAUACGAGGAGCUAGAAAAGCUCAAGAAGCUCGAAGACAAGAUGAAGAACGUCGAAGUUCAAAAUACGGAAGAUAAUAAAAAUGAUACUUCCAGCGAUUGGUUGAUGAAUUGGAGUAAGGAAAUGUCAAAGUCCUCCGGGACUCAAGUGCCAUUAAAACGAGUUUCCAACGAGGAAAUUUCUUUAAACACCAACGGUAGUAGUCAGACACAUCAGAAAACACAGUCUACUGCUGCGAGCAAGGAGAAACUAGAAGAACUAAAAAAAUUAUAUAAAUCAGUUGAUAAUAAAACUUAAAUUUGUUUAUAAGAAAAUGCUUACGCGAGACACGAAGUCAUUUCUCGUAAUAUGUAUCAUAAUAGAGACGAAAUACAAAAAGCAAAUUUCAAUAUGACAAUAGUUUACACGUAACAUUUAUUAUAUUUAUUAAUAAAACAUCUUUUAUACAAGCAACAGAAUUAAUAUUAGAUCUAUAACACAGUUUAGGCAAAGAGAAUUUUUGUCGAGAAGAUAUUUUCAUGCGGUAUAAUUUCUUUCUAUGUAUACAUUUAUAUAUAUAUAUAGAAUAUAGUGUGUGUAUAUGUAUAUAUAUAUAUCUUGGAUAUUUUGUAUUACAUAUAUUUCUUUUAAUCAAAGCUAUGCUAAAUUUCACUAUCUAUAUGAGAUAAAUGUGAUAUUAAUAUCGAAGAAAGAGUGUAACGAGUUGAUGAAAAUGACCUGAUUACAGAUAGUCACAAAUACAUACGUUUUCUGAUUACUGCAAACAUGAAUCCAGGAAAGAGAGACACAAAACACCUGCGUACAAUAUUUUAGUAAAUAACAGAAUUAUGAUAAACUUUUCAAUUAUAUUAAACGAUUUUAUAAAAUUA
This is a messenger RNA of Vespula pensylvanica (western yellowjacket), 1420 nucleotides long. RefSeq lists its product as uncharacterized. The transcript has 6 exons. Bases 204 to 848 code for a protein of 214 amino acids. The record is from RefSeq and is a predicted model, not a curated record. Lineage: Eukaryota; Metazoa; Arthropoda; Insecta; Hymenoptera; Vespidae.